Messenger RNA from Penicillium brevicompactum, 1101 nucleotides. RefSeq names its product putative integral membrane protein. Bases 1 to 1101 code for a protein of 366 amino acids. Lineage: Eukaryota; Fungi; Ascomycota; Eurotiomycetes; Eurotiales; Aspergillaceae. The transcript has 6 exons. The record is from RefSeq and is a predicted model, not a curated record.
AUGGAUGCUCAAUUGUCCCAUGUCAAUCUCGAUGACAGCCGGAGCAAGGCUAUCCUGAUUGUCGCUUCUGUUUUCCUCGGUAUCUCCGCGGUGAGCGUCAUUUUACGAUGUUUUGUGCGCAGUCACAUUGUGCGUGCAUUCGGGUGGGAUGAUGCCGUGAUGGUGUUGGCCAUGGUGCUGAACCUGGGAUUUGCACUCUGCGGCAUUAUCGCGUGUAAAUUCGGACUGGGGAGGACAUUGGCUUACUUUGCCAUCCCCGGCAACGAGAACGACUUCCACCGCGCUAUGCUGUGCUGGUGGAUCGGACAACUCUUCUACGUGAUCACCUGUGUCGUUGCCAAGAUCUCGAUUAUCAUCGCCCUCCUCCGCAUCACGGUGGAUCGCAUCCACGCCUACAUUUUAUAUUCCGCCAUGGUCCUUGCCACUGCCGUUGGGGUCAUCUUCUUCUUCUUCACAAUGUUCCAAUGCAGCCCCGUCGACUUCUUUUGGAAUCGAGCGCAACAAGGCGCGUCGGGCAAGUGUGUCAGCAACAACGUCCUCAUCGGCAUCGCAUAUUUGUACAGUGUGGGCGCGGCCAUCACGGAUUUGACGAUUGGACUCCUUCCCGUGGCCCUGAUAUGGAACUUGCGCAUGAACACCCGAACUAAAUGUGCGAUCGUCGGCAUUUUGGGAAUUGGUUGCAUUGCAAGUGCCGCGGUUAUCAUUCGAAUUCCCUUCGUUCACCACUACAAAGACAAAGAAUUUUUGUACAACACCUACCAAAUUUCCAUCUGGUCCAAUGUCGAAGCUGGCCUUGGCAUCACCGCCGGCUGUCUCACCACUUUACGCCCCCUCGUCCGAUUUCUUCGCGACGGCUCCUCCGCAGGCCCUAGCCGCGGGUUCCAUCGGUCCACACGGUCCAAGCACGAGUCGCGCGAGGACUCCCGACAGCUUUGGACAGGCACCGAGAGCGAUGACUACCAUGGCGUGACCACGACCAUCAUGGGCCGCCAGAACGUGCCAACUAGUUCCGAAGAGGAUCUGAAUCCUCCCAGGGCGGGAGCCGAAUCUCCCGGCUGGAAAGUGGAGAGGUCUGUUCGCGUGUCUGUGCGCAAUUCAUGA